This is a messenger RNA of Drosophila subpulchrella, 265 nucleotides long. RefSeq lists its product as uncharacterized. The coding region runs from base 14 to 265 and encodes 83 amino acids. The record is from RefSeq and is a predicted model, not a curated record. The transcript has a single exon. NCBI's taxonomy places the organism in Eukaryota, Metazoa, Arthropoda, Insecta, Diptera, Drosophilidae.
UUGAGCUUAUAAAAUGCGUCUCUUCUUUGGAUUGUUGUCAAUUUUUGGUCUUACCUUGAUGUUUGCGUUAAUCAUCAGUGCUGAAUCAUCUGGAAAGUCCCGGAAUCGAGAAGAUCGUUUUGAUCUGGAGAACGAAAGCAUUGAGAGUAAAGAGAGCGACGAUCUUAUAGCGUCAUGUGAAAGUGCAGAGAGUGCGGAAAAAUAUAGCUGCCGGCAGAGGAAAACGGAAUACCCAAAGCGAAAAACUUUCUAUUUUGCGCUUUAA